Molecule: messenger RNA, 1921 nt
Organism: Toxorhynchites rutilus septentrionalis
Lineage: Eukaryota; Metazoa; Arthropoda; Insecta; Diptera; Culicidae
Product: ADP-ribosylation factor-like protein 2-binding protein
Exons: 2
Coding region: 178-618 (146 amino acids)
Biological process (GO): positive regulation of tyrosine phosphorylation of STAT protein; maintenance of protein location in nucleus
Cellular component (GO): mitochondrial intermembrane space
Source: RefSeq, a predicted model, not a curated record
GCAAUUCCUACGUCCCACCUGUUACAUGUUGCCAUGGGAACGUUUUCCCAUGGUUUCUCUGUGACAAACAAAUUAUUAUGACAACCACUAGCAGUAGUAUUUUGUAACGCGAGACCUUGGUGUUUGCUUCUUUUUUUUUGGGAAACCGUAAAACCCAGUUGAACCAGAGCUCUAGAUAUGGAUUCUGAGGAAACUCUCGUUAAACGACAACAUUCCACCGAAUAUUUCGACACUGUGAUCGGACACAUCGAAGAUAUUGUGAUCGGGGACGAGUUUCAGACAAUGGUCAAUCAGUUCAUGGACUGCUACUAUCAUCUGUUCGAGCAGGGCGAGGAAAACAAAAUUAUUUACACGGAAGUCUUCCAAAAGUAUACCAAUCUGAUCGAGACAUUCAUCGUGGAGAGCUUGAACGAGAAGAUGAACUACUUCGAUAUGGAUUUAUUUGCCCUGGAGUUGGAAAACAAAAAGUCCCAGCUAGAUGGGGAAAUUUUCGAGUUGCUGUCCACGUUGACCGACUUUCUUGCCUUCAAGGAUAUGGUGUUGGAUUACAAAGCAUUCAAGGAGGGAGUGUAUGACGACUUGAAUAAGGAUUUCAGCGUUACCAGUCUGCAAAAGUGAAUCACUCGCAUCUUAUGAUUAUUUUCGACAAUUUAUUUACUCCUAGUUUAGAGCAUAAUGGUUCAGAAUAAAUCAGACGUAACUUUAGUGCAUGAGAAUUUCCGUCUGCACCAAGCGAUUGUUGGUAUCACCGGGCAUUCGGUAUGGAACGGUCGCAGCCAUGUUGGUGAGGGCCUUCGCUUGGUCUCGGAGGUAACCCAAUUGCUGUAAGACAGAGCCGGAUCAUUAUAUAACUCUUCGUAGAGUCACCAUCAUGCGAAUACGAACCUUCUCUCUGCCAGAAUCAUCAUAUUUGACAACGUCUUUCCCCUUUAGAGCUUUGUACUUGUUGUAUGCAAUAUCCAUGGUAGCCAGCAGUAAGUCAGGAAUAACUUUACAUACUUCUCCUCCAAGGCGUUUGAAGUUGUGCACGCAAGCCUCCAAGUCCAGCAUUUUCAAGGGCACCAACUUAAUCCGCUCCAGCACCUCCAAUGCGGGCUGAUAAUUUUUGUUGUGAUAGUGAUCGAAAAAGAUAACCAAUUCCUUCAACAAAUUAAACGUCGACCAAGUUUGCGGGUCACAAUUUUUCUCGGCCCCCGCAUACCGUUCGGUGAAUUCCAGCGCACACCGCUGCAAACGCUCCCGCAGCGAGCCCGGUUUGUUGGGCUGAUGAACAACUUGGGACAGCAAGAUGGAAGAAUAACGCAGCGCUUGCUCGUGAUUGCCGGCCAGAUCGAACAGCUUGAUGGCAUCCUCGAACAUACCCUUCUUCACGAACUCCUCCGCAAUCAUCUCGCAAGCCAUUCUAGCGUCAAUGCUGCUGUUUUCGAACUGAUCGAUAAGUCCCCGGGACCGGAUUCCAUCGCGCUGCAUUUUGCCAAAUAGCAAAUCAAAGUCGCGACAUUCGAUAGCCAAAUCCGACACGCAAACCAGAAACAAAUUGCGCCCCUCGGUGUCCUUCAGGUUGCGCAGGAAGAAGAAAUACUGCAGGGCCUCAGCUGGAUCGGUGAUUUCGAACUUUUUCACAUACAACAUAAUGAGUCGCGCGAUGUUCAACCUCCGCAUCGGUUGGGGAUCUUCAAUGUCGACGGAUACUGGAAAUUAAUUUCGAAAUGAUUAUUAUGGCACGUUUACAUUAGGGAGAUCUAUAGCUAUCCGCGUUGACGGCAUUGAGCUUCGUAUUACGAAAUGGGGAAGUAGGCAUGACAAUAUGGGUUUGCAAAAGAAAUGAACACACUUUCAAAAUUAAAAAUUAUAAAUGAAAGUUAUUUUUCCCAAAUCAAAUUAGUACUCUAUGUAAAUAAAAAUCACUUUUGCUUGUAAG